CCCGCCUCCGGCCCGUCUCGUUGUCUUCCCCAAUCUGCACGAGCUGUCUAUCGUCUCCGGCGGCGGAAGCGGAAGGAAGCAGAGGCGGCCACCAUGGUGAAGGGACGCACGGGGCAGCGCGUCAGGCUCUACGUCCGGGGCACCAUCCUCGGAUACAAGAGGUCCAAGUCGAACCAGUACGAGACCACGUCGCUCGUGCAGAUCGAGGGGGUCAACACCAAGGAGGACGUCGCGUGGUACGCCGGCAAGCGCAUGGCGUACAUCUACAAGGCCAAGACCAAGAGCAGUGAGACCCGCUACAGGUGCAUCUGGGGUAAGGUCACCCGCCCGCACGGCAACUCCGGUGUCGUCCGCGCCAAGUUCAAGUCGAACCUCCCGCCUGAGUCCAUGGGGCGCAAGGUCAGAGUGUUCAUGUACCCUAGCAGCAUCUAAGGUUUUGUUGGAGUAAAGAUGGACUAGAAAUGGCCAUGCGUAUUUCUUACUUCUCUGAGCUUAAAAUGCCAUGUGUUGGCAACUUAGAUUGUUCAUGUACUGAACCUGUCGAAGUUCUGCCAAAAUUUGUUGUCGAACGGAUGAACUAUUGUCAUAUUGUUAUGCCCGCAGCAGAGCAUAUUUUUGCCCCGUGACAUCAAUGUCUGAUUGCAGUAUUUUCAAGUUCU
Molecule: messenger RNA, 659 nt
Organism: Sorghum bicolor (sorghum)
Lineage: Eukaryota; Viridiplantae; Streptophyta; Magnoliopsida; Poales; Poaceae
Product: 60S ribosomal protein L35a-1
Exons: 4
Coding region: 94-432 (112 amino acids)
Biological process (GO): cytoplasmic translation; ribosomal large subunit biogenesis
Cellular component (GO): cytosolic large ribosomal subunit; ribosome
Molecular function (GO): structural constituent of ribosome
Source: RefSeq, a predicted model, not a curated record